Messenger RNA from Magnolia sinica, 1343 nucleotides. Its product is annotated as alcohol dehydrogenase-like 7. Gene Ontology annotation, cellular component: cytosol. Gene Ontology annotation, molecular function: S-(hydroxymethyl)glutathione dehydrogenase [NAD(P)+] activity; zinc ion binding. Bases 87 to 1232 code for a protein of 381 amino acids. The record is from RefSeq and is a predicted model, not a curated record. The transcript has 10 exons. Gene Ontology annotation, biological process: formaldehyde catabolic process. NCBI's taxonomy places the organism in Eukaryota, Viridiplantae, Streptophyta, Magnoliopsida, Magnoliales, Magnoliaceae.
AGAGAGCGAGAGAAAGGGAAGGAGAUUCCCUAUUUAAAGAGAGUGAGAGAAAGGGGGAGAGAGAGAGAGAGAGUCGUACAUUGAGAAUGGAGAAAAGCCCACAUACAGGAAAAUCUAUCAGAUGCAAAGCUGCAGUUAGUAGAAAUGCAGGAGAACCUCUACAAAUAGAGGAAAUUGAAGUAGCUCCACCAAAAAAUUGGCAAGUCCGGAUCAAGAUCAUAUGCACAUCUCUAUGCCACUCUGACAUAACCUUUUGGAAAUUGAAAGACGCUCCUGGCUUUUUCCCCAGGAUUUUCGGCCACGAAGCAGCUGGGGUGGUAGAGAGUGUAGGAGAGAAGGUGGUGGAAGUAUCAGAAGGGGAUGUUGUCAUUCCGGUAUUCAUGGCGAAUUGCCGAGAGUGUAUAGACUGCAAGUCGGAGAAGAGCAACUUUUGUUCAAAUAUCCCUCGAGAGGGCCCACCUGAGACACUAAGUGAUGGACGGUCCAUAUUCAUCGAUUCAAAAGGGGAGAUUAUAAACAAUUGGCUCUAUAUAUCGAGUUUUAGUGAAUAUACUGUGGUGGAUGUCGCUCAUUUAGUGAAAAUCGAUGCCGAAAUCGCACCGGAGAAGGCAUGCUUGCUCAGCUGUGGUGUAUCAACGGGAGUUGGAGCUGCUUGGAAAGUGGCAAGAGUGGAAGUGGGGUCCACCGUGGCAAUUUUCGGAUUGGGAGCUGUGGGACUUGCGGUUGCGCAGGGAGCAAAACUCUGUGGAGCGUCCAAAAUUAUCGGUGUAGAUUUAAACCCUGAAAAAUUCGAGAUCGGAAAGAAAUUAGGAGUCACUGAUUUCAUUAAUCCAGCAGAAUAUGGUGAUAAACCCAUCAGCAAGGUGAUUAAAGAAAUGACAGAUGGAGGUGCGGACUACUGCUUUGAGUGUGUAGGAUUGGCCUCCCUGAUCAGCGACGCAUUCGCCAGCUGCCGAAAGGGUUGGGGUAAAACAGUCAUUCUAGGUGUGGAACUGCAACCCAUAUCUAUCAGCCCGACCGAGAUUCUACAUGGAAAGAGCAUCAUAGGUUCGUAUUUUGGAGGGAUCAAAGCUAAGGACGACAUUCCACUCUUGAUAAAACGGUACAAGGACAAGGAGCUUCAUUUGGAUGAGUUCAUAACACAUGAAGUGGGAUUCAAAGACAUAAACAAAGCUUUCGAUUUGCUGAUCCAAGGGAAGAGCAUCCGUUGUAUGAUAUGGAUGGACAUAUGAUUGGUGGGCCAUGUAUUAAUUCCUUUUUUUUCGAUCAAGGAGAAGAAACACUACAAAUAAAAGAAUUGUAUGGAUGGACGGAUAAUUGGGGGGCCACAUAUUUGCGUAGCA